This is a messenger RNA of Ilyonectria robusta, 1776 nucleotides long. RefSeq lists its product as uncharacterized. Bases 1 to 1776 code for a protein of 591 amino acids. The record is from RefSeq and is a predicted model, not a curated record. The transcript is spliced from 2 exons. Lineage: Eukaryota; Fungi; Ascomycota; Sordariomycetes; Hypocreales; Nectriaceae.
AUGCUACAGCCAAUAUUUGAGGCCGCCACGGCAUGCCGACAAAAGUUUGACCGUCUUCGGGACUCUGAACGCUACGACCGCGACGUUGACUUCGCCGUCUGGCUCCAGCGACGAUACAUAGAUUUCAAUCUCUGGUCGCACAGCUCUGGCUCGCUCGCCGAGGGCCGCUACAGCCUUGACGAGAAGCUACACCUCCGCGAGUCACUGCAAUCGACGCUCAGCAAUCUCUUAUGGAUCCUGGACAGCCUUCUUGCCAACAAAGACCAGUUCCUGCACCCAGGGCAGAAUCUAGCUCGUCGGGACGUGGAGGACACUCUGAGCGAUGUCGUGACGCUCACCGCGACGGCGCGUAACGCGCUGCCGUGCUCCUCGAUUUGGACUAUGGACAACGCGAAUAUCGACUCGUCGCUGCGCAAGGAGUUGGAUGACUUCAAGGAGGAAAUGAGUCAGACGCGUGGCGCUUCCGCAGACGACGGCCAAACAUCGACGGAGGAGCCGACACAAGCCUUGCGCAAUCGCCGGGAUCACUCAACCGCUCAUGUCAUGAGCCAACAGAUCCGCGAUCGAUUGAUCGAUGCGAAUGUGAAGCGUCGUGCCCGCUUUGUACUGGCGAGGACGAAAUGGGAGAAAACGAAGCAACCAAAAGUAGCAGAUAUCGCCACGACCUGGCCACCACGAUCGGCAUUCAUGCUGCCCGCUCCCCCAGUCGUAUCUGCUUCGUCGACAAACUUUGGCUGUCCAUAUUGCUACGAUUCUCUUCCUGCCUACUUUGCUGAAGCACAUGCUUGGCGGGAGCACAUCACCGCUGAUCUAGCCCCGUAUACUUGCCUGAUCCCAGGCUGUCCACAGCCUCUCUCCUUCUAUGCGACAAGGAAAAAAUGGCUUGAUCACAUGUUGAAUGAUCCUCAUGGGGUCACAAACUCACAAGAACACAUUCAGUAUUGGCCAUGUCCGCUAUGCGAGGAGAAGUUCCAUGACAACGGGUCGCGCAUAAAACAUCUGGAAGACAAGCAUACCGCGGAGCUCCAAAAGUUGGGUGUUUCAGCUUCGAGUUCGGUGCAACUUGACCCUGCACCGAUCAUCGACAUGGAUGCUUUCACUACGUGCCCAGUGUGUCCUCUGGUUGGAGGGUCUCAAGAGCACUAUAAGUGUAAGCGAUCAACGAAAAUACAGGAGAAUGGCGCCGAUGACAAGAAAUCUAAUGAGGAAGCAUGGAGAGAUUUCGUGGAUCAUGUUGCGUGGUGUCUGGAAGCUUUUUCGAUGAAAGCAAUGGAAAGCCCUGUCAACGACAAUCCAGUUCUCCCUGGAACAUUUCCUCGCCAAACAGUUACGGAACUUGACGCAUCACCUUUGGUGGUGACAGUCAAGCCGCCUCCUACACAGUCAGUGCUUGGCAACAUCCUCGCCUCCGCUCCUUCUCGCUGGCUGAAGCCGUUUCGAAAGGCUCGGCCACAGUCCAUCCGGGAAGGUUCCGAUCCUCUGCUUUUAAACAACACGGACGCGGCUGUAUCAUCCAGCGUACCGCACAUGCGCAAGCAUCCUUCGUCCAUGAUCACCGAAUAUCACCCUUCCUCGUUGUCAGGGUCGGGCGACAUAUCGUUAUCUGCAUCAGCGGCAAUUCUCAAUUCAUCUCCGGCACAAAAGGCGAGUAUUGCAUUCUACCUGAAAGCCUACACCUCUUACGAGGGAUUGGUAUCCGGAUCAUCGGUGCCACAAUGGCAUAUGAGGAACGCCUUGGAAGCGAUACGCGGAGUGAUGAGUAUUCCAGUCAAUUGA